UUUUUCCCUACCAACCACGCACUCUCUAACACGGCGGAUGCGUUCUGAAACGUCGCAACUAUAAUGCAAUAUUCUUCUCUAACAGUUUCUAUCAGAAAAAUAUCGCAGAAGAGGUUGUUUUCUUUAUUGACGAUGUCGCUCCUUCAGAAAUUCCAGGAGUCGAUGGAGAGCGUCUAUGGAAAGUUCUCCACUGUUACGGACGCUACAAAGUGGGAACCGCCGCCGAAAUCUGGAGGCCAUAGGGGCCGAUAUCUCUGGACAGAUGCCUUUGGCGUUCUCAAUUUCCUGACCCUUUAUAAAGAGUUGUCGUUAAGAGGAGAUAAGACUGCCGCUGACAACUCCUUGAUCUUUGCCCAGCGCCUCAUCACUACCGUCCACGAUGUCUUGGGUUACACUCGUGAUGGUCAUUCUCGACUCCCCGGCGCAACCCAUGAAGAACCCCUGAAAGGCGGUUUGCGGAUCGGGAAAGAAGACGAAACGGGGCCCGAUGGCGAUGGGCAGUAUUUUCAUUACCUCAGUAUGUGGAUGUUUACUCUCAACCGAAUGUCGAUAGCAACAGGGGAUCCUUCCUACAACAGGCAAGCAGUUUCACUCGCAAAGGCUAUCCAUCCAUAUUUCUUCCUCAACCGUACUUCGGACAGACCGCACAUGGUAUGGAAGGUCGCCAUGGAUUUGUCACGGCCACUUGUUGCAAGCGAAGGGAAUCUAGACCCGAUGGAUGGGUACGUGGUUUUCCGCCUCUUGCAGGCAUCUGCUAUGAAGUAUGGCGACGGAGAAAUUCUUAAGGAAGAGAUUGGCGAUUACAGGAAAGUGAUGGCUCGCAAAGGGGAUCAUUUUGUAACGAGGGAUCCUCUCGAUCUGGGAAUGACGCUUUGGACGGCUCACUGGUUCGCUGGUCGCGAAAGCUGGGCGGACCGCCUGGUAGAAAGAUGUUUUUUUCAGCUCCAUCGGCUAUUCGAUGACAAUCACUUCCUUGAGAUGAAUUUGCGGUGCCGUCUCGCAUUCAGGGAGUUUGGAAUUUGCCUUGGCAUAGGUUGUAUAACAUAUAGGGAGGCCAGCAACAAUGCAGAAGGAUUUUGCAAUCGAUCCGAGGAGAUAAUCACCCAGUGGGAGAAGCAUAUGUCGUCUUUGACUCCAGAAGACCUAAAACCGAUUACCAGGGUUAUGUAUUCAACCGCGUUGAUACCCGGGGCUUUCAAAUCUCGAUAUUUGGGUGAUGAGCCUAUGGAUCAAGUCUGAUGUAUGAUAUUGUGGGGGGGGAGGGGGAGACGGAAGUUUCAUAUCUUUACCCUUAAAAAAUGUGUAUUGAUAAGACCUAUAGUUAUUUCGACAACGAGUGAGUACCAAAGGGUCUCUAUCUCUUGCAUAGGUCAGAGGACGUAUAGUCUAAAACUCCGAAAAAUCAAAACGGUGCUCUAUUUACAGAUCAACCAAUAGUAAUUCCCCUGGGGCGUCACUUUUUAUCUACCGGGUAUACCAAUAAUGUUUCUCCACGGGGUAAGUGUUCGGGGAAGGAAGUAUACGACGUAUACCGUUCCAAUCGCGAGUAUCAAGCCCGUCACCUAGGUUAAAAUCAUUAGCCAUCUGAAAGCAAUACCGAGAAUUUGAUAGGUCAAGAGAGGAUUGAGUGUAUAUAUUACUUUCUCCAGCCAAGUAUGAAACCAGAUUGCUGUCAUGAGCAGCAUCCACCAGCUGAGGCCACCAACAGCCAAGGUGAAAUUCCGACCCCAUCUUUCAGACGAAGCCCUUUGCACAAUCUCA
Messenger RNA from Blastomyces gilchristii SLH14081, 1761 nucleotides. RefSeq lists its product as uncharacterized. NCBI's taxonomy places the organism in Eukaryota, Fungi, Ascomycota, Eurotiomycetes, Onygenales, Ajellomycetaceae. The transcript has 3 exons. Bases 64 to 1239 code for a protein of 391 amino acids. The record is from RefSeq and is a predicted model, not a curated record.